AUGGAGGCUGGCGACUCUGAGCUGAUCUUGAAGAGCACAAAGGCGACAGUCAAAGUCACCAAGGAGCAGAACGAGGAAACCAAGAAGCUCCUCCGGCUGAUGGGUGUGCCGGUGGUCGAUGCCCCGAGUGAGGCUGAGGCGACAUGCGCCGCGUUGUGCCGUGAUGGCAAGGUCUAUGCAGCGGCCACAGAGGAUGCAGACUGCUUAACUUUCGGCACGAAGAUCCUUAUCAGGAACCUCAUGGCCGCCGAGUCACAAAAGAAAACUAUUCUUGAGGUGAACCUGGAGCUUGUGCUGGAGCAGUUGAACAUCACCAUGGACCAGUUCAUUGACUUCUGCAUUCUCUGCGGCUGCGAUUAUUGUGACACACUGAAGGGUGUUGGUCCAAGUACAGCCAUUAAGCUUCUGCUUCAGCAUGGAACGCUGGAGAAGGUCAUCGAAGCUUUGGGGUCCGAGAAGGUCCCGGCCAACUUUCGCUACGAGGCUGCUCGGAUGUUCUUCAAGGAGUGUGAGGCGGUGGACACGGGCAAGUGCGAGUUUGCUUUCGCAGAACCCGACUUCGAGGGUCUCACGAAGUUCCUGGUGGAGGAGUGCUCCUUCAGCAAGGAGCGUGUAGAACGCUAUGUGGAGCGACUGAAGAACUCCAA
Molecule: messenger RNA, 647 nt
Organism: Symbiodinium natans
Lineage: Eukaryota; Dinophyceae; Suessiales; Symbiodiniaceae
Source: the annotation of a GenBank genome assembly